Jaminaea rosea is the source of this 945-nucleotide messenger RNA. RefSeq names its product aldolase. Gene Ontology annotation, molecular function: 4-hydroxy-tetrahydrodipicolinate synthase activity. The transcript has 3 exons. The record is from RefSeq and is a predicted model, not a curated record. NCBI's taxonomy places the organism in Eukaryota, Fungi, Basidiomycota, Exobasidiomycetes, Microstromatales. The coding region runs from base 1 to 945 and encodes 314 amino acids.
AUGGCCCGAUCAGCAAACCCUCGUCCCGUGACAGGUGGCAUGUAUGUGCCUGUCAUCACACCCUUCGACGACAAUGAGGAGAUCGACUUUCAGAAGUUCGAGGCCCACGUCCGCAAGGUCGCCGAUGCCGGUUGCGGUAUCGUGGUCAUGGGAACCAAUGGAGAAGCCAUCCACCUUAGUGACUCUGAGCGCAAGGCUCUCGUCGAGAGCGCUCGCAAGGCAGCAGGUGACAAGCCCCUCAUCGCUGGCACUGGUACCGGGUCCAUGAAGGAGACGAUCCGUCACUCCAAGGAGGCUGCAGCUGCGGGCGCCGACAUGGUUAUCGUCAUCACGCCGGGCUACUUCGGUGGGGCCAUUGCCAAGGACAGGCAGGCUCUCAAGGACUUCUUCCAUGGCGUGGCUGACGCUUCGCCCGUUCCCGUCAUGAUCUACAACUUCCCUGCUUGCGCCUCCGGCAUCGAUCUCGACUCGGACCUCCUCAUCGAUAUUGCAUCGCACCCCAACGUUAUGGGCGCCAAGCUUACCUGCUCCAUGAUCGGCAAGGGCGCACGCCUCGUCGAGGCCAUGUCCGCAAAGCGCCCGGGCUUCAUCGUCUUCGGCGGCUUCUGCGACAUCCUCUUGCCCGCCAUGAUGUCAGGCAUGCACGGCUGUAUUGCCGGCACUGCCAACUUCGCACCGCGCACCUGCGUCCGCCUCUACGAGACGAUCAAGGCUGCGCAGGACUCGCGAUCGUGGGACAAGCUCGAGGAGGCUCAGAAGUUGCAGGGCGUCGUCUCGAGGGGGGACUGGGCGGGAGCCAAGGGUGGGAUUCACGGUAUGAAGGCGUUCCUGAACUUGGGACCUGCCCGUCGACCACUGCCUCGUGCGAGCAAGGAGCAGGUCGCUAAGCUUACGGAGGAGCUCAAGGAGAUUAUGGACAUGGAGAAGUCCCUGGGCGGCGCGUGA